GUGCAGCACAUCAAGAACCACCAUGUCCCGCAAAAUGAAGCGUACCGUUGUCAAGUCUCAGCAUGACUUGGAGAUUCGCCGAGCCAAGGACGUCAAGGACAAGCUGGCCAAGAAGCGCGAGAACCGAAAAGCGACGCAAGCCAAGACAGGCGUGAAGAAGCUCUCGUCCAAGGUCCUGCGUCGCAUUCAAGCGCGCAAAGAACGCGACGGCGACGACGACGGCAACAAGAGCGACAAGGACCAAGGCGAGGAAACCAUCAUGGAAACUGAAUAAACAACCCGUCGCGGCCGUGAAUAUUAAUAUUUUUACCGUGGAAAAAAACAAUACUAUUUGCUUCAAUAAUAAUAUCCUUUGUCGUGUCAAGA
This is a messenger RNA of Aphanomyces astaci, 366 nucleotides long. RefSeq lists its product as hypothetical. The transcript is spliced from 3 exons. The record is from RefSeq and is a predicted model, not a curated record. NCBI's taxonomy places the organism in Eukaryota, Oomycota, Saprolegniomycetes, Saprolegniales, Verrucalvaceae. Bases 23 to 274 code for a protein of 83 amino acids.